AUGAAGACGGUCGCCCGCCUCGUCCUCCUGCUCGUCGUCGGCGUCGCCGGGGCCCUGGACCUCGAGGCGCUCGUGGAGUCGCUCCUCGACAAGCUCAACGGCACCUCCGUGGGCCCCGUGAUCGCGACCUGCCUCGGGGAUUUAGGCGCCUUCGAGAGCCAGCUCAACGCGUCCGUGGCCGCCAUCGAGGCCGGCUCCGCCACCCAGGCCCUCGACGGCCUGUACCUGUCGACGCGCGCGCUCGCGCGCGCCGUCGACGACUGCGACGUCCCCCUGGCCGUCGACUACCUGGAGAAGGGCGCCAACGCGCUGGGCUUCAACGCGACGGCCCACUACGCCGGCGAGGCGCUCACGACCCUCGUCUUCGGCCUCAACGUCACCGAGGACGUGCUCCGGAUCCUCGACGACGCCGCGAACGGCGCCGGGUCGGACGCGGGCGCGGCGCUCGGUGAUCUGAUCCUCGCCCUCGAGGGGUCCUUCAGCUGCGACGGCAAGACGGGAACGGCGCUCGAGGCCUGCGUCCUCUUCGAGGGCCUGCUCGGCGGCGCGAAGAUCUUCCUCCAGGACCAGGCCGCGUGCGAGGGCGUCCUCGAGGACGCCGUCGGCGACGUCGCCCGGGCGGUCUCGCGCCUCUCCGAGGGCGACGGCGCGGGCGUCUUCAAUGCGACGGUGGCGGCGCUGGCGGACCUCGGGCGCGCCGCGGACGCCUGCGGCCUGCCGGACGUCGCCGCGCUGCUCCAGCAGGAGACGGGCGAGUUGAGGGCGGCGAACGUCACCGUCACCGACGCGCCGGGCGUCCUGCUCAACGUGACCGUCGAGGGCCUGGACGUGUCCGGCGACGUGGCCGCCAUCGCGGCGGCCGCGGCCGCGGACGACUCCAAGGCCGCGGGCCUCGCCUGCGCGAAGCUCGCCCUGUCGUUGCGUUCCGCGGGCUGCGACUCCAAGGCCUGCGGCCUCUUCGAAGCCCUGCUCGACGCCUUCGCCAUCGUCGGGUCCGACGCGUCCGGCGACUGCGCCGCGGACCUCGGCGACGCCGAGACCCUCUUCGUCCAGGGCGCGGCGGCGCUCACGGCGGGCGACGUCGAGGCGGGGCUCUUCGACUUUUCCGUGGCGCUGCGGGACGUCGGCGGCGCGGCGCGCGCGUGCCAGCUCGACGCGCUCGCGGAUUUGAUCGCCGCCGAGGCCGUGAAGCUCGGCGCCGCGAACGUCACGGCGGCGCCCGUCCACAUCCUCGUCGACGGGCUCGACGUCGCGGACGCGGUCUACGACGCGGCCAAGGCGCUCGUCGCCGAGGACUGGGCCGCCGCGGGCGCCGCGCUCGGCGACCUGGUGGCGGCGCUCGACGCCUUCCACUGCGGCGACGACAAGGCGUGCCUCGUCGUCGAAAACUUGAUCGCGGCGCUGGCGGUCGUCUCCGCGGACGUCGGCGGCGCGUGCGCGGCGGAUCUCGAGACGACGUGGUCCGACCUCUCGGGCGCGCUGGCGAGCUUCGAGGGCGGCGACGCCGCGGCGGGCGUCGCGAACCUGAGCGUUUCGCUGACGUCGCUCGCGACGGCGCUGGGCAACGACUGCGGCCUCGAGCGCGUCGCGGCGCUCGUCGAAUCCGAGGCCGCGGCGCUCGGCGCGGCGAACGUCACCGCGGCCGGGUCCGCCGUGGCCGUUUUGGUCAAGGGCGUCGACGUCGCGAGCGAGAUCGCCGUCGUCGCCGCCGCGGCGUCGAAGGGCGACGCGGCGACGGCGGGCAAGGAGCUCGGGGCGCUGCUCGAGACGCUCGGCGUCGCGGCGUGCGACACGGCCGUCUGCGAGAUCGUCAACGCCAUCGUCAGCGUCUUCGAGGACGUCACGCAGGACGUCAGCGGCUGCAGCGGCGACUUCGGGGACGCGGCGGCGGACCUCGCGACCUUCGCCGCGGACCUCGGGGGCGGCGACGUCGAAGCGGCGCUCGCGCCGCUGAGCCGGUCCUUGAAGGACAUGGGCGCGGGCCUGAAGGACUGCGGCGUGCCCGAGGUCGCGGACGCCCUGGGCCAGUGCGCGGACCAGCUCGGCCUGGCGUCCGUCGGCGCCGACGCGGCGCUCGUCGCGUCGGUGCUCGUCGCCGGCGAGGACGUGCUCGACGAGUUCGGCGACGCGGGCCUCGCGCUGUCCAACGGGUCCUACGCGACGGCGGGCGCGAGUCUGGCGCGGGGGUUGAAGGACAUCCUCGCGUGGAACGCGACGAACGGCUGCGCCAGCGCGGCGUGCCUUUUGCUCGAGGGCGCGAUGGCCGCGCUCGGCGCGCUCGAGGGCGACUUCGCGGCCUGCGAGGCGGACCUGGACGCGGCGUGGACGGCGCUGGACGCCGGCUUCGAGUCCCUGGCGACGCACGCGGCCUUCAGCGACGCGUCGAACGGGGUGCUGAAGAACGACACGGUCCUCUGGAACCAGCCUGCCCAAGUCGCGGGCGCGCCGUCGGACCUGCUCUCGCGGAAGAACUGCGAGGUCUUCAAGGAUCAGGCCGCCUGCGACAUCGCGGCGAAGAACCUGCGGCACCAGCGCCUCUACGCGGAGCUCUACCGCCGGCGCCACGGGAAUGCGACGGCGGAGCUCUCGUCGUGGUGGCCGUCGUGGGACGACAUCACGGAGGACUUCGACCAGCUGGUGGCCCACGUCGAGGAGGACGUCGACCGCGUCUGGAGCGACCUCGUCGACGACCUCGAGUACCUCGUCGGCGACGACGUCGCCAUGGCGGCGAUCAAGGACGUCGCGGCGGCGCUCUCCGCGCUGUCUUCCGCGAUCACGGAUUGCCACGCGGAGGAGAUCGCCCAAGUCCUCUCGAAGCUCGCGGCGAUCUUGGGCGCGCCCGCGGGCAUUGGUUGGCUCGACGAGGGCUUCAAGAUCGUCGUCGACGCCGCGGAGGUGAGCAACGACGUCUACGACGCGCUCCUCUUCGUCAAGCAGGACGACUACUUCAUGGCGGGCUACGAGAUCGCCAAGCUCGCGGUCGUCCUCGUCGCCUAG
Messenger RNA from Aureococcus anophagefferens, 2997 nucleotides. Its product is annotated as expressed protein. The transcript has a single exon. Bases 1 to 2997 code for a protein of 998 amino acids. NCBI's taxonomy places the organism in Eukaryota, Pelagophyceae, Pelagomonadales, Pelagomonadaceae. The record is from RefSeq and is a predicted model, not a curated record.